Messenger RNA from Ostrea edulis (European flat oyster), 1742 nucleotides. Its product is annotated as charged multivesicular body protein 1a-like. Lineage: Eukaryota; Metazoa; Mollusca; Bivalvia; Ostreida; Ostreidae. The record is from RefSeq and is a predicted model, not a curated record. The transcript has 8 exons. Gene Ontology annotation, cellular component: ESCRT III complex; multivesicular body. Gene Ontology annotation, biological process: late endosome to vacuole transport; endosome transport via multivesicular body sorting pathway; protein transport. Bases 108 to 698 code for a protein of 196 amino acids.
ACUGCUUAUAAAAAAGCGUCACUUCCGGUUUUGAUUGCUCAUAACUUCCUGACCAAAAUAUUUUGAAAUAUACAGUAGAGUGAAGUUUUAAGGUAGCACCUAUCAACAUGGAUGAUACACUUUUUCAGUUAAGAUUCACAACGAAACAACUUGAAAGGCUAGCUAAGAAAUCUGAAAAAGAACAGAGAAAAGAAGAGGCCAAAGUGAGAAAGGCUAUUGCUCAAAAAAACAUUGAAGGAGCAAGGAUCUAUGCAGAAAAUGCCAUUAGGAAAAAGAAUGAAGGUCUGAACUAUUUGCGAUUUGCAGCUAGAGUGGAUGGAGUAUCAGCACGAGUCCAGACAGCAGUAGCAAUGAAAGGAAUUGCAAAGCAAAUGGAAGGAGUAACAAAAGCAUUAGACAAAGCUAUGUCAUCUAUGGAUUUAGAAAAGGUUGAACAAAUAAUGGGGAAGUUCGAGAAGCAGUUUGAAGACAUGGAUGUGAGGACAUCAACAUUGGAGAAUUCCAUGAGUUCCGCCACCACACUGUCCACCCCUCAGAGUGAGGUCGAGUCUCUGAUGCAACAGAUAGCGUCAGAAAAUGACCUUGACAUCACCGAUCAACUCAAGGAACUUAACCCCACCACAGCCUCUAUACGAGAGGAUGGAGAAAAGAAGAAAGAGGAUGAUCUUUCCAGGAGGUUACAAGCCCUCCGACAUUGAUCACGUCUCCCUCCAGUUCGGUAUAUAUCAGCAGCAUGUUAAGGAUUUUAUUGUUUGGGACGAAUUCUUUGCUACACAAAGUGCAUACAAAUUAGGAGUGCUGGGACAUCGGUAGGAAUAAGUGCUUUGACCAUUAGUGAAUGAAACUGGUAAUAUAGAUACAUUUUCACCUCAAGAUUGAUCAGUAUCUUAUUGGUGAGUUUUCUAAAGCUGUUGUUGUCUUAUUUCGUAUGUAUCCUGACCUCGACUAUGAGUAUCUGUACCUGGUAUUUAAAUUCUGGCUGUGUGUAUAGGCACAGAUAGUGGGAGCUGAUGAAACACUUCAUAACAUGCAGGAUAGCAAGUUUAGCAGAAAAACUGAAAAUGUCUGAAAACUGUGUUACAUGUGUGUGCUAUUUAAGGAGUAAAUAUCUAGAUUGUGUUUAUUACGGGGAUAUGAAGUUAAAGGGAUCGUAGGUUAAUUUUUAUAAUCAGCAAAACUGAUUACCGUUAUGUAGAAAUUACCUAAUAUUUCCAUAUCCCCCCAAUACAAACUAGACGUUUAUUCUAUAUAUUUAUAGUUUGUAAUUGAACUGUUACUGUAUAGAUAUCAGGUAUAUUAAAUUGAUGAUCAUUAGUGAGUCAGUUUAUAUAGAGAAUAAUGAACAUUGAAUCAUUAAAAGUUUGUUAUUACCAACACAUUGAUACCAUAAAUAUUUUUGGAUUGCAGAAUUGUAUACCAAGUUUAUACCUGCUCUCAACUAUUAUUUUUAGCUGCAGAUAUCUGUUUAUUAACUGUCAGAAUUAAAACUUCUUUUUUGUCAAAUAUCUAUGUCAGAUUCUAAUAAAAACCAAAUGUCUUUGUCAGAGUCUGGGUGAAUACUGAAUUAUUCUUUGUCAUGUGAUCAUGUAUCCCAUAGCAUGUUAUAUACAUGUAUUAUUCAGGCUUAACAUAGUUUUAUAUGCCUUAAGUCUUAAUAUGAAUGUUUAUGACACAUUUAAUUUGUUGAAUUAUUUAUUGUUUAAAUGUUUUGAUUACAAAAUAAAAUUCAAUAUAAAAUUGCA